Molecule: messenger RNA, 1029 nt
Organism: Arabis nemorensis
Lineage: Eukaryota; Viridiplantae; Streptophyta; Magnoliopsida; Brassicales; Brassicaceae
Source: the annotation of a GenBank genome assembly
AUGAUGAUGAGACUUGGAUCUGUUGUCAAAAGGUUUCGGUCUCACCAAGGACGCCAACUUCAGAGUGCUUCUGCUGCUAUUCACUCGCAAAGAAGACAAUCAAGCUUCUUAGAUUCAAUCACUUUUUCUGUCGUGAAAGUGCUUAGCAUCACGCGAUUAACAGAUUCGUUGCAUCCUUGGCGUUUUUCUGAUGUUGAAGAAGGCAACGGUUCUGGGUUUGUAAUCUCAGGACGGAGGAUCAUCACGAACGCUCACGUUGUAACCGGUUCCACAUAUGUCCAAAUCAUGAAAAUGGGAUCCGGAACGAAAUACAAAGCAUCCAUCCAAGCUUUUGGACAUGGCUGCGAUCUCGCGAUGUUGGUAGUUGACAGUGAGGAAUUUUGGAAGGACCUCAAACCAUUAGAUUUGCUUAGUGAGAUGCCUAGGCUGUUCCAGACGGUGAGAGUGGUUGGAUACCCUGAAGCAUCUCCAUCACCAGUGGAAUCGUUUCCGGCAUCAUUACAACUUUUUACGGUAACAGCAAAUCUCCUACCAGCCUUCCAAGUUGAUGCAGCGAUUAACAACGGAAACAGUGGCGGCCCCGUUUUCAUUGGAAAAUCAGUGGCCGGUAUAGCGUUUGAAGGGUUAGAUGAAUGCCAAAACAUUUGGUACGUUAUUCCUUCUCCUCUUCUACUACUUUUCUUAAGUAGCAUUGAGAGGAAUAAAGGAGUAGGUAGCUUUUGCUCCCUUGGCGUGUUUACACAACCAAUGGAGAACACAAUGAUGAGGGAUUAUUUUGGCAUGAAAGAAAAAAUGACGGGAAUUGUUGUAACAAGAGUAUAUAAGUUAAGUAGGCGUAUCAAAACAUUGAUGGAGAAUGAUGUGCUUCUAGCGGUGAAUGGAAAUCCCAUCCAAAAUGAUGGAGAAGUUUCAAUUGGAAUAAAUUUGGAAGGCUUUAUCGCUCUAAAGAAACCCAUGGAGAAUGUGUGUUUUGAUGUGUUGAGAAAAGGAGUAAUCUCCCAGAUGACAUUGAGAUUGAGCAAUGAUUAG